AAUCAGUUGGUAUAAACCCGCCUGUAAAUCCACUGAAGAAGAAGGGGAGGAGGAGGAAGAAGAAGAAUGCCGAGAGUUAGCUUUAUUACUGUGCAAUUUAAGUUAUACAAACGAUUGGAGUUGAAGUAAGCGAGUCGUCUCCGAAUAGGGGAGCUGCACUACUGCACACCUUUGAGCAGCAGUACGAUGCAGGCAGGAGUCUGUCUGAGAUAAGACACUGAGACAACACUACCAGAGUUUACUGAGCAGCACAGGACCAGACAGAAAGAAGAGGAACUCAGCGGAGGUGUGUCUGUCCACAUGGCAGAGUCAGAGACAGAGUGUGCUGCACCAGGACUCAACACACUGGAGCCAGAGGGUGUUACAGCACACAGCGGGGUCAGUGAUGUACACCACACACACACACCACUGAUUAAAACAGAAACUGAUCUGGGCUCCACCCACACUGGGGAUCUUAAGACAGAGAACCUAGAUGGUACAGAGCUGGGAUAUGUAACCCAUCUGCAUCCUGACCAAAUCAAAACAGAGACUGAUGAUGGAGGAUACCUUAAGGCGGAACACAUCAGUGACCUGCUGGAUAUAAAAUGUGUUGAUAUGAAAUCCGACCAAAUGAAGUGUGAAAAGACAAUUCAUAGAAAUAAAGAUGAAAUUCAUACUGGUGAAAAGCCGCACAAGGGUACACAGCGUGAAAAGCGUUCUCAUACAAAAUCUGAUCGAAAUAAACACUUGAUAAUUCAUACAGGUGAAAAGCCAUACAAGUGUACACAGUGUGUCAAGUGCUAUUCCUCAGCGUCUAGUUUAUAUAACCACCAGAGAAUUCAUACAGGUGGUCAAAAGCCUUGGAUGUGUGAACAGUGUGGAAAGUGCUUUUCCACAAAACAUCAUUUCAAUACCCACCAGAGAAUUCAUACAGGUGAAAAGCCAUACAAGUGUACACAAUGUGAGAAACUUUUCAAUAAAAAAUCGGGGUUAAGUCGACACCUGAGAGUUCAUACAGGUGAAAAACCAUUCAGUUGUGCACAGUGUGGGAAGAGUUUCAAUGAAAAAUCUUAUUUAACAAUACACGAGAGAACUCACACAGGUGAGAAGCCAUACAAGUGUACCCAGUGUGAGAAGAGAUUCAAUAGAAAAUCUUAUUUAAACAUACACCGAAAAAUUCAUUCUGGUGAAAAGCCUUUUACAUGUUCUCAAUGUGGGAAGUGCUUUUCCACAAUGUCUUUUUUAAAUUGCCACAAGAAAAUUCAUACAAGUGAAAUGCUAUACAAGUGUACACAAUGUGAGAAAAUAUUUAAUACAAAAUCUGCUUUAAAUAUACACCUGAAAAUUCAUACAGGUGAAAAACCAUACAGUUGUACUCAGUGUGGGAAAUGCUUUUCCUCAGGAUCUAACUUAUUUCACCACCAAAGAGUUCAUACAGGUGAAAAGCCCUACAAAUGCAAACAGUGUGGGAAGUGUUUAGCUCAAAAAAGUUCUUUACAUUAUCACAGGAUGAUUCAUACAGGUGAAAAGCCCUACAAAUGUUCUCAGUGUGGGAAGUGCUUUUUGUCUGCAUCUCAUUUAAAGGGCCACCAGAGAAUUCAUACAGGUGAAAAGCCCUACAAAUGUUCUCAGUGUGGGAAGUGCUUUUUGUGUACAUCUAAUUUAAAGGCCCACCAGAGAAUUCAUACAGGUGAAAAGCCCUACAAAUGUACUCAGUGUGGAAAGUGCUUUUCCAGACUAGCUCCUCUAAAGAGCCACCAGAGCAUUCAUAUAGGUGAAAAGCCAUAAAAAUAUAAUGAUUUUUGGAAGAGCUUUUCAACACCAUCUCAUUUUUAAUAUCCUCUAAUGAAUUCAUAUACAGUAGGUGAAAAGGCAAAAAAAUGUACUGUGUUGCAAAUGUUUUUUCCCAAACAAGUGCAUGAAAUUUACACUACAUGCUUCGUAUGAAAGAAAAACUGUACCCAUGUAGUGUGCAAAGUGUUUUUGAAAAAAAGAUAAUUGGACUUGCCAACAGAGUGUUCAUGCAUGUGAAAUACCCUACUUGAUAAUUAAUACAAACAUGCCUUCAGAAUUUUUAGGACAAACAAAUGUUUUAUGGUAGUGUUAUGGCUUGCACAUGUAUGGCUGCCACUGGAACUGGCUCAGUUUUCUUUAUUGAUGAUGUGACCGAUGACUGCAACAGUAGGAUGAAUUAUAGACUGUACAGAAACACCUUGUCUGCUGAAAUCCAACCCAAAGAUCCAUAAGCAUCAAAACUCAGUGGCUGACCCUUCACCCUGCAGCAGGACAAUGACCCCAGACAUACUGUUCAAGCAACCAAGGAGCUUUUCCUGGCCUAAAAGUGGAGUGUUCUUGACUGGCCCAGUCAGUCACCCAUCCUGAACCCAAUUGGACAUGCUUUUCACUUCCUGAGAACAAGACUGAAGAAACUGAAUGCCCCCAAAAAAAAAAAAAAAAACAGGAACUGAAGAUGACAGGCCUGGCAGAGCAUCUCCAGGGAAGAUACCCUGCAUCUGGUGAUAUCUGUGAGUUGCAGACUUCAGGCAGUCAUUGAAUGUGUCGGAUUUGCUACCAAGUACUAAACAUGAUGACUUCAUUUCAUGUUAUGUUAAUUUGUCCCAUUACUUUUGCUCUCCUAAUGUGGGGGGACUGUGUAUUCAAAAGGACUGUAAUUCCUGAUAUGGAUGUAAAUGCUUUCAAAUUAAAGCAUUAAGCUUAAAUGUUGUAUUUCAAAUACAAUGCACUGGACUACAGAGCCAAACCAACAAAAAAUGAAUUGUGUCACGGUCACAAUACUUUUGUAUUUAACUGUAGCUCUGAUCAGUGUAUGUUUUCUGUCAAACAAAACUUUAAUUUUGAAUAAAUUUUCUGCAUCUCAGGGUUUAUAUUUCCUGUCUAUGACAGACUGAGCUGUGGGGCUGCUCAGCCCUUUAUUUUAACUUUGUCCUUAAAACUGACUUUCCCAAAUGUAAUUCUCUGACUGUAGGAGGCUUUUCCCCUUGUGAGGUACAGGUGCUAAAAGUGGGCUAAACUAACCUAGUAUUCCGUAUUUCAUCACUCCCACAUAACUACAGGCCUAUCUCCAAGCUCAGUUAAUUUCCAAAAUCCUCAAGAAAAGUUGUCAGCAAACAGCUAUUUUAGAGGUGUUGGAAAAUAAUAAUGUAUUUAAAAAUUUUCAAUAAGGCUUUUGUGAACCACAUUGUACUGAAAAUGCUGUACUCGGGGUCACCAAUGAUACAUGGUAUGCAAAUUUUGGCGAUUGCUCUGUUCUGCUGUUACUGGACCAUAGCACUGCUUUUAACACUUGAUUAUGUGUUCUUCUAGAUUGGCUCAAGUAGUGGGUGGGUAUAUCUGGAACUGCCCGGGACUGGUUUUUUUUCCUCUUACCUUUCUCACGCAAAACUCUCUGUAACCGUUGGUGAGUUUAUUUUGUUAUCAGCUCUGCUAAUGUGUGGUGUGCCCCAGGGAUCAAUUCUUUGUCCAAUUUUGCUCUCACUAUACAUGCAUCGAGUGGGACAUAUACGGUAAUUUGCAAUUUCAGGAGGAUUUCUCGUCAUUCCUUGGCAAACACCACCCACCUCUACCUGUCUUUUAAGCCUAAUGACUUUAAUUAAAAUGUUUAACUGCCAUUAAGAACUUAACCAUUAAGGAUUAUGAACACUGUAAAAUUGCUGUGAAAUACACUACAAAUAAAAUUUUAUUGAUUGA
Messenger RNA from Anguilla rostrata (American eel), 3687 nucleotides. RefSeq names its product zinc finger protein 664-like. Gene Ontology annotation, molecular function: RNA polymerase II cis-regulatory region sequence-specific DNA binding; DNA-binding transcription repressor activity, RNA polymerase II-specific. The coding region runs from base 301 to 1767 and encodes 488 amino acids. The record is from RefSeq and is a predicted model, not a curated record. NCBI's taxonomy places the organism in Eukaryota, Metazoa, Chordata, Actinopteri, Anguilliformes, Anguillidae. The transcript is spliced from 2 exons. Gene Ontology annotation, cellular component: nucleoplasm. Gene Ontology annotation, biological process: regulation of transcription by RNA polymerase II.